AUGUCCGAAAAGUCAAAUAAUGAGCAGAACAUUGGUUUCGACGCCCAGGAGGAGGCGGUUCAGUCACCGCAAUCCCUCUUGCAUCCAUCACCUGAAUUUCUCUCAAAACGCCUACACUACUGUUCCAAAUGCAGAUGGAUAUUGGAGAAUGCAGAUCUGAGUAUCCAGGACUACCCGGGGAAAGAAUAUGACUUUCACAACUGGGCGGGGUUGACUGACGCGGCCAGGGAGGGAUGUCACCACUGUUACGUUCUUCUAAAUACCUUGGACGAAGAGCAUGUCUUGCGCCUCACGAAUCCACAUAACUUGGGGUCGCAAGAAAGUACAAGCCCACUCAAGUUGCGAAUACGGUCUUGGGACCGGAGCUUUGGGAGUGGGACGCCCGAUGUAAUGGUAUCGUGGGAGGUGCAUUCAAUCAGUCACAAACUGUAUGACAUAACCUUGGAGCCACUCGAAGAAGGCAUAGACUUGAGUGAAGCGGAAGGUCAGUUUGUUGAGGCCACUAGCACUAACAGUGAAGCCAGCUGGAAGCAGAUACUCAGAUGGGUCGACCAGUGCUCCGUCAACCACCCUUCCUGCAUUGCUCAAAUUCGUCACGAUUCUCGAGACCGCAAGCCCACCCGGCUGUUAGUUGUGGGUGAUCUUGCCAACUCUUCGGUAAAUCUUUGCGAGACCAAAACUCUGGAUUUGUCGCGGACAGAUUACAUGACACUUAGUCAUUGCUGGGGUGACGGUGUUCCGCUACGUCUCUUGCACGAGAACUACAACAAAUUCCUUGCAGGGAUCGAGUUCAGCGAAAUACCGAAAACAUUCAGAGACGCCAUCGACGCAACUCGGCGUCUGAGUGUCCAAUACCUAUGGAUUGACUCUUUGUGUAUCAUCCAAGACUCUCGCGAAGAUUGGCUCCACGAAUCCGCAAAGAUGCAUCAUAUCUAUCAAAACUCAUACCUCAAUCUCAUGGCGGCUGCUUCAUCCAACUCCCACGGCGGGCUCUAUUCAUCGAAGUAUCCCUUUCUCAGCAUCCCAUUUCUUGUGCCCCUCGGAGAUCCUCACAGACCCAAACUCGCCUCGUAUCCUUACAUGAACGCCAGGAGAGAGAAUCUCAAUGAUCUCACUCUCUUCUCAAGAGGUUGGGUAAUGCAAGAGCGAGUCUUGGCUCGGCGAAACCUGAUCUUCGGAAAAGAGAUACAUUGGGAGUGUCACGACUCUACCGGGUCCGAAAACUCCCCUGUUGGAACUGCACUUGAAAAGCGACAACAUACUGUCGAGGGAGAAACAGAUGCAAGCCGCCGAAAUGUUUGGCAAAACAUCGUGAAGGAUUACUCACGCUUGAACCUGACGUUUGCGAGCGAUAGGCUCAUUGCAAUCGUGGGCAUGGCCGCCGAGUUGGGACAGCUCUGGGACGGUGUCCAAUAUCACGCCGGUCUUUGGUCGUUGCAUCUUCGUUCGAGCCUUCUUUGGCAUAGUAUGAAGCCCUCUAUUCCGGCAAAGGACUUCAUCGCGCCAUCCUGGUCGUGGGCUUCUGUCAGCACACCAGUCCAGUGGUUUGACGCCGACGACUUUGAUGGGUUAGCCGAAGUUGUGCAGGUGGACGUCACUUUGGUGUCGCAUGAACAUCCAUUUGGCCCUUUGACCAAGGGGACUAUCCGUCUCAACGGGCCCAUGUGCCAAGCAAGAUUGGUCAAGACGAUGUACACAGAGAUCUUGUGCUUCGAUCAAGACACAAAAGACACGGUUUCAAACCCUGACAUGCCCGAGGACAAUGACUCCGGAUUUCGCACAUUGGUGGUGCUCGACCACCUCCCUUGGAGCGAGAAAGAAACGGCUGCUGACACGGACGCGGGCAUCACAGUCUACGUGGCCCCCCUGCAGACCGACAUCGACCUCAAACUGACCUAUUCAGGUCUGCUCCGACUGGGAGGGCUGCUUUUGGUACGCACAAACUCGUCUCCAGGACAAUUCCGAAGAAUCGGGCACUUCUUUAUCCAGGACCCAUGGGGUAUGGAAGGCCGACGCGUCUAUGAGGAGCGCAUAGCGAAGAUGAGAAAAGAAGGGAAAAUUCAGCAGAAGGAUGAGAAACUCCCAAGCUUUGCCGACCGAGAGGAGUGGUUGAAGAAAGACCCGUUUGGCAACGGUGUAAUCACCAAAACGCUUCGCUCUCGCUAUACUUCGGCCGUUAACUUGGGUUAUACGGGGAAGAUCAGCAGGUUUUUGGACUAUAUCGAUCGAUGCGCAGAAGAGCGCAGGAAAGUGGGUGUUACGGACCCUAACCUCGGAGAAGAAGAUGUCGAAGCUAGGGGGUGGUAUCGAUGCGAGAUUGUUUGA
This is a messenger RNA of Neurospora tetraspora, 2325 nucleotides long. Its product is annotated as HET-domain-containing protein. The transcript has 2 exons. The coding region runs from base 1 to 2325 and encodes 774 amino acids. NCBI's taxonomy places the organism in Eukaryota, Fungi, Ascomycota, Sordariomycetes, Sordariales, Sordariaceae. The record is from RefSeq and is a predicted model, not a curated record.